AUGGCCGGCGGUCCUGCGGCGGUGUCGUUCCUGACCAACAUCGCGAAGGCGGCUGCGGGGCUCGGAGCCGCGGCCUCCCUCGCCUCCGCGUCGCUCUACACCGUCGACGGCGGCGAGCGCGCCGUCAUCUUCGACCGGUUCCGCGGGGUGCUCCCGGAGUCCGUCGGCGAGGGCACCCAUUUCCUCGUGCCAUGGCUGCAGAAGCCCUUCAUCUUCGACAUCCGCACGCGGCCGCACAACUUCUCCUCCAACUCGGGGACCAAGGACCUGCAGAUGGUCAACCUCACGCUCCGCCUCCUCUCCCGCCCCGAUGUUCAGCACCUCCCCACCAUCUUCACCUCCCUCGGCCUCGAGUACGACGACAAGGUGCUCCCCUCCAUCGGCAACGAGGUGCUCAAGGCCGUCGUCGCCCAGUUCAACGCCGACCAGCUCCUCACCGAGCGCCCCCACGUCUCCGCGCUCGUCCGCGACGCGCUCAUCCGUCGCGCCCGCGAGUUCAACAUCAUCCUCGACGACGUCGCCAUCACCCACCUCUCCUACGGUAUCGAGUUCUCACUGGCCGUUGAGAAGAAGCAGGUCGCGCAGCAGGAGGCCGAGCGCUCCAAGUUCCUCGUCGCCAAGGCGGAGCAGGAGAGGCGGGCGGCCAUCGUGCGCGCCGAGGGAGAGAGCGAGUCCGCGCGCCUCAUCUCUGAGGCCACGGCGAUGGCUGGGACAGGGCUGAUCGAGCUCAGGAGGAUCGAGGCGGCCAAGGAGAUUGCUGCAGAGCUGGCUCGCUCACCGAAUGUGGCAUACAUUCCUGCUGGGGGGGACGGAAAGAUGCUGCUUGGUCUCAAUGCUGCCGGAUUUGGCCGGUGA
Molecule: messenger RNA, 855 nt
Organism: Miscanthus lutarioriparius
Lineage: Eukaryota; Viridiplantae; Streptophyta; Magnoliopsida; Poales; Poaceae
Source: the annotation of a GenBank genome assembly